Spea bombifrons (plains spadefoot toad) is the source of this 1735-nucleotide messenger RNA. It is a transcript of the gene ENPP4, whose product is annotated as ectonucleotide pyrophosphatase/phosphodiesterase 4. The coding region runs from base 82 to 1443 and encodes 453 amino acids. The record is from RefSeq and is a predicted model, not a curated record. The transcript has 4 exons. Lineage: Eukaryota; Metazoa; Chordata; Amphibia; Anura; Pelobatidae.
CCAGGGCUUGGAAGGAGGAAGUGCAGGUAGUAGUCCAGCCGGUGCCCUGUCUGCUCUGGGUACGUUCGGGCGGAUGUGGACAUGUCUCAAUUAAUACUCACUUUAGCUGUCCUGCACGGGCUCGUAUUCUGUGCGGCGGAUCAGUCAAAGAGCAACGCGACUUCCAAGCUACUUCUGGUGUCUUUUGAUGGCUUCAGGGCGGAUUACUUGACCAAAUACCCCCUGCCUAACCUCAGGGGGUUUAUGGAAGACGGAGUCCUAGUGGAAGAGGUGAAAAACGUGUUUAUCACCAAAACUCUCCCCAAUCAUUACUCGAUUGUGACCGGCCUGUACGCCGAGAGCCACGGGAUCGUGUCCAACGUCAUGUAUGAUUCGGAAACCCGGCGGGUCUUUAACGUGUCCAGCUACAGAGAGUCCUUCUGGUGGGAGGAAGCAACUCCCAUUUGGGUGACAAACCAACUCCAUGGCUACCGAAGCGGGGGCGCCAUGUGGCCCGGCUCGGACGUGCGCAUUCAUAAUUCCACCCCCACGUACUAUCUGGACUACGACCGCGACGUGAGCUUCGCUCAGAGGGUGGAUAACGUCACCGGCUGGUUUACCAGACCCGACGAUCCCAUCAACUUCGCAGCCCUUUACUACGAGGAGCCCGACCGCGGCGGCCACCGCUACGGACCCGACGACUACGCAAACAUGUCGGAGGUGAUGAGCGCGGUGGACGAAAACGUCGGCUACUUAGUGAAAAAGCUGAAGGAGCUGAAGCUCUGGGACACGAUCAACGUGAUCAUUACCAGCGACCACGGGAUGGCUCAGUGCUCCGAGAAGAGGCUCAUCAGACUGGACGCGUGCGUCGGCCCUGGAAACUACACCCUGGUCGAAGCAAGCGCCAUCGGAGCGAUAUUUCCUAUCGGAGACGCGGACUAUGUUUAUAAACUGUUAAAAAACUGCCAUAAAAAUCUGAAGGUUUACAUGAAAGAGGAUAUUCCUGAGCGUUAUCACUACAAGCACAACAGCCGCAUCCCACCCAUCCUCCUGGUGGCAGACGAGGGCUGGUUUAUCGUGCAGAACGGAUCGCUGCCCACACUGGGAAAUCACGGUUACGACAACAGCCUUCCCAGCAUGCAUCCCUUCCUGGCUGCCCGGGGCCCGGCCUUCCAGAAGAAUUCCAAAAUAAACACCAUAAACAGCGUGGACAUCUAUCCCAUGAUGUGCCGCAUCCUCGGGUUACCGGCGGAAGCCAACAACGGCUCUCUGUCCAGCACCAGGUGCCUGCUGGCCGGCGAGUGGUGCGUCCGCGUCCCGGAGGCCGUCGGGAUCGUCCUGGGAGCGGUGAUGGUUCUCACCACCCUGACGUGCCUCAUAAUCCUGCUGAGGAAGAAGACGCCGUCCCCGCGCCAGUUCUCAAGGCUGCAGUUUGACGAUGACGACGACCCGUUAAUAGGGUAGAUGAAACAUGCGCAAAGCACCACAAAGCACUCCUUUGAUCGAGGUGGGAAUCCUGACGCAGUGACAGCCAAUGAGAGAUCCAACGCGGGAUUUUAACUUUAUUUUACUUGUCGAUUUCAAUGUUUCUUUCUAAUGUUUUCCUUAAAGCCCCCUUUUUAUUAUCUUCAAAGGGUGGCCUUCAGCUUUACCUAUUUAUUGGAGAAGCAGCUCGGGGUGAUGUGCACACGUCGAUCGUGCAUGUUCUCCGCUGCUUCUUCCCGAUGGAAAGCUCUGCUGAUGUUGAGCUUGGCUU